Haliotis rufescens (red abalone) is the source of this 2654-nucleotide messenger RNA. RefSeq lists its product as uncharacterized. The transcript has 8 exons. The record is from RefSeq and is a predicted model, not a curated record. Gene Ontology annotation, molecular function: protein kinase A regulatory subunit binding. Bases 16 to 2355 code for a protein of 779 amino acids. Gene Ontology annotation, cellular component: cytosol. NCBI's taxonomy places the organism in Eukaryota, Metazoa, Mollusca, Gastropoda, Lepetellida, Haliotidae.
CCAGCCAGCUUAGUUAUGGCCUCACCGCAGCCAGCAGGGGACAGAUGGAAGUUGUCACGACCUGACCUGGUAUGUCCUGAACCAGUGAUCGCGAGGGGUGUCUCACACAAGCCUCAAUACAACAUGAGUAAAGGGCAAGAUAUUAAAACUGAAGGGAAGCUAAUCACAUGUGUUCAAGAGGACACUGUCUCUCAGAAUCAUUUUGAAAGUUGUCAGGAUGGUCGUAUUGGAAGUGCAGAGGAUGUAAAUAUUAUUGCUGAAAAUAAUGAAAAUGCUGCACUGUGUGCAGAAAAUGAGGAGAUCCUGUAUUGCCAGCCUGGUGAAGUUCAACCACUUGACUCUCAGCCUCAGCAGUCUGACCAGUCAGACAUGUUACCUCCUGACUCUCAGCCUCGGCACUCUGACCGGUCAGACAUGACACCUCCUGACUCUCAGCCUCGGCAGUCUGACCGGUCAGACAUGACACCUCCUGACUCUCAGCCUCGGCACUCUGACCGGUCAGACAUGACACCUCCUGACUCUCAGCCUCGGCAGUCUGACCGGUCAGACAUGACACCUCCUGACUCUCAGCCUCGGCACUCUGACUGGUCAGACAUGACACCUCCUGACUCUCAGCCUCGGCACUCUGACCGGUCAGACAUGACACCUCCUGACUCUCAGCCUCGGCAGUCUGACCGGUCAGACAUGACACCUCCUGACUCUCAGCCUCAGCACUCUGACCAGUCAGACAUGACACCUCCUGACUCUCAGCCUCGGCAGUCUGACUGGUCAGACAUGACACCUCCUGACUCUCAGCCUCGGCACUCUGACUGGUCAGACAUGACACCUCCUGACUCUCAGCCUCGGCAGUCUGACCAGUCAGACAUGACACCUCCUGACUCUCAGCCUCGGCACUCUGACUGGUCAGACAUGACACCUCCUGACUCUCAGCCUCGGCAGUCUGACCGGUCAGACAUGACACCUCCUGACUCUCAGCCUCGGCACUCUGACUGGUCAGACAUGACACCUCCUGACUCUCAGCCUCGGCAACCCAACCGAUCGGACAUGACACCACCUGACUCCCAGCCUCGGCAACCCAACAGGUUAGAAACAACACCACCUGACUCUCAGUGGCGACAAUCUGCCCGGCAAGACACGACACCUCCCGACUUUCCGUCUCUGCAACCCGACUGGCCAGACACAACUGCAACACAGACAGAGCCUGACACAGUUACUCACAAGAAGACAAAACCAACAGUUUUACCAAAACAUGUCCUUGAAAAGGUUGAGCAUUUAGUGUCCAAGAAAUGUGAAAGUGACAUUUCCUGGAUACAGGAUGUUGCGAUGCAUCCUUCUAACCCAACACUCUCCGAUGCAGAGGAGGAAUGUUUGUUUGGAAAUUUAUUUUCUGAUCAACAGGAAAAUUUCAAGAAGAGAAAUCAAGCCAGCCAUGAGAAAAAGAAAGGCCAUGAUGAGUCUGGGGGAGUACCAAGGGGGAAGGGAGACCGCCAGAUACCACGGAAACCCACUCCAAACUACUUUGUUGCUGUGCAGAUAACAAACCCACAGAUCCACUCCGGACUGUCACAGGUCCAGCAGGAAGUCAUGGCUGUCAACCACAAGAUGAGAGAAGUGAUGAUUAAACUGCCAACUUUACACAUUACUCUCAUGGUCAUCAACUUGCAGACAGAAGAGGACAUUGCAAGGGCGAGUGCAGCACUGUCUGAGAGUGGCAGUGAGGUGAGGGAGAGGUUCAAGACACUGCCAGUGUUGGAGGUGGCAGGACUGGGGACAUUCCGGAACCAGGUUGUGUUUGCCAAAGUCUCACCUGGUGAUGCUCUUGAUGACCUCACACAUAUACAUGGGUGUGUGACCGACAAGAUGGCCGGCCAUGGAGUAGUCUCCACGGAGACAAGGGGCCUCACUCCUCACAUCACCAUCAUGAAGAUGAGCAUGGCUAAGCCUGCCUUUAGGAGGUCAGUUGCCAAGAAAAUUGACCUAUCUUUGUACAGCAAGUUCAAGGACAUGACCUUUGGCACAGAAACGGUACAGAGGCUGCAAUUAUGUGCAAUGUUGAAGCCCAAGGUCACAUCUGGCUAUUACCAUGUAGCUCACGAAGUGUAUUUAGGACAAGGGGAGGUAACUCUUUCUGAGUUCAGUCGCUCUCUGGUCCAGUCGUCCAUAGUAUCAGCCAUAGAGAGUGUGAAGCUGGAUAGUGUCAAGUCCCAAACAGAAACACAAGUAAAUUCACAGAACAGUAAAGGAAAGUUGGAACAUAAACCUCAGAAAAAGAAACACAAGACUAAGAGAUCCAAAGAAAGCGGAAAUGGUGGUUCUGUCUUAAAGCCAGGAAAGGCAGACUCCACUGUCAAAUAGAGCUUGGAUGUGUCUGCUUGAUGAGCACACACUGUCAGCCAUGGUGGAUGGGCUCGGUGUCCAUACUCACGGUGUGGUGGUUACAUACUUAACGACAUUGCCACAAGGACUCACGGUCUCGCAAGUACGGCAGUCAGAAUGACAUGAGAGUUGAUGGGAAGUAUGUUGGUCUCAAGACCAGAAGAACAUAUAUGUGGAUAGAUUUAGUGCUGUGCACAACCUGAUCUCAUUCACAGAUGUCACAAAGCAUGAUAUCCAGUGUUUCAUAGUGAGUUUGCAUUAAAAGGGAUGUUAUCAAA